CUCCGGUCAAGCACCACUUUUUGUCUCUAUUCUUAUCUCUUUCAUACCUAGAAUCCCUCGAAUUCUCACUAAAGACACAAAUACUUAGCUAGUUUUCUUCAACACAGUCAGCGUGGCUACGCGCGCCCUGUCAAUCCAGCAGUGCGGCAUUUAGCACUUAUCAAGCCUCUCUUUUCUCCCUCCCUCGCUCCUUGCCACACCAUACCUGACUCGCUUUCACUGCGCACUUCAUCAUGACGACGAUGGUUGCAGCAGGCACUCCGCUCGCGGAAGCCUUGAGCAAUGUCAUCCCCCCGAAAUUGGUCGAGAUGGGGUGGAGUUCCGAUGGCGACGAUUCGGCCUUGAUUGAAUAUGUGAUUCUGAUGUUGGUCAACGGCAAGACCCAAGAGCAGAUCGCCGGCGAACUGUCCAACGAUCUCCUUGGCCUUGGCGAAGGUGAUACCCAGGCUCUCGAGUUUUCACGGUGGUUGUUCGAACAGGUGGAGAUCCUCAACCAACAGAUCAAUGGUGGCGGCGCCCCGGUCUUGAGCGACCCGACUUCUGCGCAAGCAAUCCCUUCGUUCGCAGAGCAGGAGGCUGCUGUUCCUCAGCCGGCCGGGCUUGACAACAACGCGCAAGACGAUGCAGACAUGGCUAUGGGUGACGACGGAACCUUGGCAGGCGACUUUAUACCAACGGGCCCGAAGGCAAUGCGCAAUGGGCGCCCCGCUGGAAGAGGGCGGAUGCUCAACCAAAUAAACAGGGCGAUGGAUCGCGGCGAUCGUGGCGACUCGACUCUUCAUCGCGUUCGUGGACCUGGUGGCGGACGCAUCAACUCUCACGGCCAGAACAACGGAAAGGGUCGGUUCAACCAAAAUGGUGGAGGAAGGAUGCAGGGCGGCCGUCAGAUGAACAUGGGGCCGAUGAUGAACAUGAGUCAGAACGAUCAGAUGCAGUUGAUGUCUCUUCUAGAAGAGCAGGCACGGAUGAUGGCGCAACUCAUGCCUGGCUUCGUCUCCCCCGCAAUCAACCCGGCCUUUCAGCAAAAUGGUUCCCAGCAGGGCCGCUCAUUAUUCGAUCGCGUCGAACGCCAACACGGCCACCGGCAUCAACGCAACCAGCGCAACAAUCGCACAAACGAACAUGAUAACGACAUCGAUAUGGAUAUGAAGCCUCAAGGGGAGCAGGAUGAGAGCAAUACCGAUACUGUUUGCCGAUUCAACCUUCGCUGCACGCGGAGGGACUGUCCUUUCGCCCACCAGUCGCCAGCAGCACCUGAAGGCAGCCCGGUCGACAUCGCGGACCCUUGUCCGUAUGGAGCGGCAUGCAAGAAUCGCAAGUGUACAGGGCGUCAUCCUUCUCCAGCUGUCAAGUCCGCGCACCAGGCCGAGGAGAUGUGCAGGUUCUUUCCCAACUGUGCCAACCCCAACUGCCACUUCAAGCACCCUUCCAUGCCGCUAUGCCGCAAUGGUGCCGACUGCACCACCGAAGGCUGCAAAUUCACACAUCUCCAAACGGCUUGCAAGUUCAAUCCCUGUCUCAACCCGAGCUGCCCCUAUAAGCAUGCUGAGGGCCAAAAGGGCGCCUUCUCCGAUAAAGUUUGGACUCCCGGCUCCGGCAAACCCCACGUGAGCGAGCGGAAAUUCGUGACGGAUGAAGAUGGGCAGGAGGAACUGAUCAAGCCGGGCGCUACGGACGGCUCGCAGAGCCAGGAGAUUGCGACAUGAUGUGGCUUGCGUGCUUUGAUGAUUGCUUGCACUGCAUAUGAUCCCUCCCACAGUCCUCAGUUCAUCAUGUACUAUGUCCGUGUGAAGGGUGGUUCACGGCGGGGAAGGGCGUUUAAGUUUGCUUUCGAUAUUAUGACAGAAUCACCUACUGGUUUGUAAAUAGAAUGGGGAUAUCAAGGACGUUUCUCAUACGGCGUUUUCCAUAAAAGGACAAAUAUCACACUGCUUGUAGUAAC
Molecule: messenger RNA, 1942 nt
Organism: Aspergillus uvarum CBS 121591
Lineage: Eukaryota; Fungi; Ascomycota; Eurotiomycetes; Eurotiales; Aspergillaceae
Product: mRNA-binding protein NAB2
Exons: 2
Coding region: 234-1706 (490 amino acids)
Biological process (GO): regulation of mRNA stability
Cellular component (GO): cytoplasm; nucleus
Molecular function (GO): poly(A) binding
Source: RefSeq, a predicted model, not a curated record